AUGACAGGGAUUGGUGCUUCAUGUGGUGCGUGCAAGUUCUUGAGGAGAAGGUGCACGAGUGACUGUGUUUUUGCCCCUCACUUCUGUUAUGACCAGGCUGCAUCCCAUUUUGCGGCAGUCCACAAGGUGUUUGGUGCCAGCAAUGUCUCUAAGCUAUUGCUACACCUUCCCUUGCAUAACCGAGGCGAAGCUGCUAUCACAAUCUCUUAUGAAGCACUCGCUCGGAUGCGGGAUCCUGUCUACGGUUGUGUCGCUCAUAUCUUUGCACUCCAACAACAGGUUGCCAACCUACAAGAGGAGAUAGAAAUUCUAGGGAACCACAUGGCUACUUUUGCUCCUGAUACUGUUACUGGUGAACAUUAUGGAGCAACUAAUAACCUUAACACUGGCCUGCAAUUUUCUUCACAAACCGACACUCUGAAUAUGCAAGAUUAUCUCAACCAACAGGCUCUGCUACUAUCCCAUGCAGGGAAUGCAACUGCAAAUCAGGCCUUUGACAGCCUAAUGAAUGAACAGCCACCUCCUUUGUAUGGAUGGGAAAACCAGAACUUUUUCUGCGACUCCGACGCAACCCCAUUAGAGAGACUCUUUGAAGGAAUUGACCAAGAGUUCUCUGCCUAUUACCCAUGGUCGGACAACACUACCUAUCCCAAAAACUGAUGUUUUCCAAGCUGGGAUUGAGAAUAGCUUCCUUAGAAGGCAAGCACUUGUGUAAUAUGACAUCUCCUUUCGGCUCCAUGAUGGAGAAGUUUUGUACUAGCCUUAUUCUAGUUUCUGCUUCUAAAUAAACAUCCUCGUCUUCUGAAAA
This is a messenger RNA of Vitis riparia (riverbank grape), 808 nucleotides long. RefSeq names its product LOB domain-containing protein 33-like. The record is from RefSeq and is a predicted model, not a curated record. Gene Ontology annotation, biological process: positive regulation of DNA-templated transcription; hormone-mediated signaling pathway. Gene Ontology annotation, cellular component: nucleus. The transcript has 2 exons. Lineage: Eukaryota; Viridiplantae; Streptophyta; Magnoliopsida; Vitales; Vitaceae. Bases 1 to 660 code for a protein of 219 amino acids.